Molecule: messenger RNA, 1557 nt
Organism: Anopheles merus
Lineage: Eukaryota; Metazoa; Arthropoda; Insecta; Diptera; Culicidae
Exons: 1
Coding region: 1-1557 (518 amino acids)
Biological process (GO): DNA integration
Molecular function (GO): nucleic acid binding
Source: RefSeq, a predicted model, not a curated record
AUGUUACCAGAUGCAACAGUAGAAUUUCACACAUUUACCGAUGCUUCUGAGGCCGCCUACGGAGCAUGUGUCUACGCUCGUUGUGAAAACGCGGCGGGAGAAGUCCGCAUCAGCCUAUUAGCUUCGAAGUCUCGAGUGGCACCACUGAAGCGCGUCACGUUGCCGAGGCUUGAACUAAGCGCAGCUGUCCUGGGCGCCCAUCUGCAUCAUCGCGUCAAGGAGGCAAUGCAGAUCGUGUGCGCCGAAUCGUUUUUCUGGUCCGACUCAACAGUUACGCUAAAAUGGAUUGCGUCACCUCCCAACUCCUGGAAGACGUUCGUGGCAAAUCGCGUAGCUGAGGUGCAACACUACUCUCAUCCAAGGCAAUGGAGGCACGUUCCUGGCACAUCCAAUCCUGCUGACUUGGUUUCCCGAGGCAUGUCGGCAGCACACUUCACGCAGAAUCAGCUUUGGAAUAACGGUCCAGAUUGGCUUGUGCAACCUUCGUCCCAUUGGCCCAGCUCAGAUCCAGAACCAAGCGAUGAGGCGGACCUAGAAACACGCCAGGUGAGUGCCGCUUUAGUUUGUACACAAACUCAUCCAUGGUUUGGCAUUUCUGCAUCCUUCACUAGAAUGGUACGCAUCAUUGCAUACUGCAUACGGUUUGUGCGCAACACCAAGCAGAAGGCGCGAUCACAGCGACCGAUACCGCACACCAAUGCAUCCAAAACGAUCACGCCCAAGUACGUGGAUGCUGCAAAAACUGUGCUUUGCAGACUAGCCCAGCAAGAUGCAUUUUCCGCGGAAAUCAAGCAGCUAAAAAAGGGAGAAGCAUUGAUGAAACAAUCACCUUUACGAAAACUUACCUCAUUCCUGGAUACAGAAGAGGUAAUACGGGUGGGAGGACGAUUGAACUUGUCGCAACUACCGUAUCAGUCCAAGCAUCCAGCUGUUCUACCGACGAACCACAAAUUCACUCGUCUACUUGCGGAAGAUUAUCAUGAAGAGAUGAAACAUGCUAGUGGAAGGCUAUUGCUAUCCCGCAUUAGAGAGCUGUAUUGGCCACUGGACGGACGUCGCUUGGUAAAAAGCAUCGCAAGGAACUGCUUCCGCUGUAUUCGGCAAGAUCCCAUACUCGCCCGGCAGCCGGUUGGCCAGCUUCCACCAUCCCGCAUCACACCGAGCCGACCUUUUUCUGUAACCGGAGUGGAUUACGCCGGUCCAUUCUACUUGAAGCCAGCGCACCGGAAGGCAGCAGCUAUUAAGAGCUAUCUGUGCGUUUUCGUGUGUUUCGCUACGAAAGCUGUGCACUUGGAACUCGUAGGAGACCUCACAACGGCGGGAUUCUUAGCAGCGCUACGCCGAUUCACAUCACGACGCGGAUUGCCAGCCCACAUCCAUUCUGAUAAUGGGAAAAACUUCGAAGGCGCAGAACGUGAACUGAAGGAGUUUUUGAGCUGUUCAACGACGAACAACACCGCAACACCGUGGCUACCAGAUGCGCUGACCGGGGAAUCACUUGGCAUUUCAACCCACCAAAGGCUCCACACUUCGGCGGAUUAUGGGAAGCAGCAGUAA